UCUUCUUCUUGGUAAAAAAUAAUCAAUCUUAAAGAGAAUUCCAUCUCUCCAUCUCUUCUCCCUCUUCACCCUGUGUGGGUUAACUUAACGGAUACAUAGCAGUCCACUCCUCCUCUUUCUUCUCUUGUUCUUGGAAAGCUUCAAUCUCAUCCCUUGUUACUUGCUCUUUUUUUGUAGGCAGCUCUUUUUCCCAGCUCUUCCUCCCUGCCACCACUUGCCUCUCUCCUUCCUUCACUUUUUCUUUUUUGACGUGACCAGCGACAGGUUCAGAGCGAUAGCAGGCUGCCUAUCAAAGGAGGAGAGAUAAAGAGAGGGGGAGAGGAAGAGGAGAAGCCUGCUCUUUGAUCAAGUCUGUCAGCCCAAACAACCACAAAUACAGGCAGCAUGUCUACUCCCGUGUCCCCGUCCCCCUCCCUCUCCCCCCUGACCCUGGCCUCCCCCGUGGCCACCCCUGGGGCCUCUCCCCUGCCCUCCCCCCUCACCCCCCCUCCCAGGGUGCCAGUGUUCCAGAGGAAGGGGGCGCUGAAACACAAGAGGAUCAUCGAGGUCAAGGACCACCAGUUCACUGCUCGCUUCUUCAAACAGCCCACCUUCUGCAGCCACUGCACUGACUUCAUCUGGGGAAUUGGAAAGCAGGGAUUUCAAUGUCAAGUGUGCAGUUUCUCUGUCCACAAGCGAUGUCACGAGUAUGUAACCUUCACCUGUCCUGGAGCCCCCACUGCUCCUACAGAAGACUUGAAGAGUAAACACAGAUUUCGACCUCAGACCUACACUUCUCCAACCUUCUGUGAUCACUGUGGUUCUCUGCUCUAUGGCCUUAUCCAACAGGGCAUGAAAUGCUCCUGUUGUGAGAUGAAUGUCCACAAGCGUUGUGAGAGCCUGGUGCCCAGCCUGUGUGGUCAAGAUCAUACAGAGAAGAGAGGCAGGAUCCACCUGACCGUCCGUGGAGAGAACGAGGACAUCUUCAUCACAGUGCGGGAGGCUCGUAACCUGAUCCCCAUGGACCCCAACGGUCUGUCUGACCCCUACGUGAAGCUCAAGCUAAUCCCUGACCCCAAGAGCCAGAGCAAACAGAAGACCAAGACUAUCCGCUCCACACUCAACCCCGUCUGGAACGAGAGCUUCACCUUCUCGGUGCGUGGGCGGCAGUGGGACCGGCGUCUGUCGGUGGAGGUGUGGGAUUGGGAUCGUACGUCUCGGAAUGACUUCAUGGGAUCGCUGUCGUUCGGAGUGAGCGAGAUAUUCCGUCACUCAGUUAGCGGCUGGUUCAAACUGCUGGAUCAGGAUGAGGGAGAGUACUACAACAUGCCUGUCCCUGACGAAAAUGAGCCUAGUGGUCUAGAUGCUAUUCCCCCCUCCCUUCUCCCCCCCUCCCUGAGGCCUGCCCCUGUGUCUGUGUCUGUGUCUGUCCCCGUGUCUGUCCUGUCCCCCUCAGCCCCGUCAGUCCCCUGUCUGGCCACCCUACCUGCAGGACCGGUCAAGCCCAGGGUUUGCCUCCAGGACUUCAACUUCCUCAUGGUGCUGGGCAAAGGCAGCUUCGGAAAGGACCGUCUCUACUAUGUGAUGGAGUAUGUCAACGGAGGAGACCUCAUGUUUCACAUCCAGAUAGUUGGCAAGUUCAAAGAGCCUCACGCAGCGUAUGUAUACAACCUACUUCCCUAUCUCUCCAUCCAUCGUGCCAUCUGGUUUUAUUAGUCAAGCAGAUUAACAUACAUAUC
This is a messenger RNA of Oncorhynchus kisutch (coho salmon), 1718 nucleotides long. Its product is annotated as protein kinase C beta type. The coding region runs from base 385 to 1695 and encodes 436 amino acids. The record is from RefSeq and is a predicted model, not a curated record. Gene Ontology annotation, molecular function: protein serine/threonine kinase activity. NCBI's taxonomy places the organism in Eukaryota, Metazoa, Chordata, Actinopteri, Salmoniformes, Salmonidae. Gene Ontology annotation, cellular component: cytosol. Gene Ontology annotation, biological process: intracellular signal transduction; phospholipase C-activating G protein-coupled receptor signaling pathway. The transcript has 10 exons.